Osmerus eperlanus (European smelt) is the source of this 1575-nucleotide messenger RNA. RefSeq names its product LIM homeobox 3 (gene lhx3). Lineage: Eukaryota; Metazoa; Chordata; Actinopteri; Osmeriformes; Osmeridae. The coding region runs from base 370 to 1575 and encodes 401 amino acids. Gene Ontology annotation, molecular function: RNA polymerase II transcription regulatory region sequence-specific DNA binding; DNA-binding transcription factor activity, RNA polymerase II-specific; zinc ion binding. The record is from RefSeq and is a predicted model, not a curated record. Gene Ontology annotation, biological process: regulation of transcription by RNA polymerase II; neuron differentiation. The transcript is spliced from 6 exons. Gene Ontology annotation, cellular component: nucleus.
UUCCAUCGCUGUUCAUCAGGUGUACGCCUAUUGGCGAACAUGUAUGCCUGUUAUGGGCAUAUCAAUCCGGUUCCAUUCUAGAUCAAUGGAUUGUUGUGGUCGGUCUCGUUUACGUGAAAGAAAACCGCGUGCCUAUCCUGGGAAACGGGACUACUCGGCAUGAUUUGAAGACCGGAUGUGAAGUAAAACCUCCUAAGCAGCCUUUGAGCCCAUGGUGAUUGAUUGGCACACCAGUAAUAGCAAAAAAGGGAAGUUUACCCUUCUUUUUAAAUCAUAAGUAGGGUAUGCCCUCGUAUGACAAAAAGGGACGAGUUUUUUCGUACUAGAGGGUUAGAAAACGAAGGAAUGAAAUAAGUAGGCUACAGCUAAAUGGGAAAGCUUGAGAGAUAUAAUACAUUUGAAUUUCAGGGUAUGUCCCUAAGAACUCCAGGACUUGUGAACAUGCAAAAAAUUCCUGUAUGCGCGGGUUGCAAUCAACACAUCGUGGAUCGCUUCAUUCUUAAAGUGUUGGAUCGUCAUUGGCACAGCAAGUGCCUGAAAUGCAUCGACUGUCAAUCCCAACUGGCAGACAAGUGCUUCAGUCGAGGCGACAGCGUUUAUUGUAAAGAGGAUUUCUUUAAGAGAUUUGGGACCAAAUGCGCCGCAUGUCAGCAAGGUAUUCCACCUACGCAAGUGGUGAGGAGAGCGCAGGAUUUCGUGUACCACCUGCACUGUUUUGCGUGCAUUGUGUGCAAGAGGCAGCUGGCGACGGGUGAUGAAUACUACUUGAUGGAGGACAGCAGGCUUGUAUGCAAGACCGACUACGAAACAGCCAAACAAAGAGAAGCAGACUCCACUGCAAAAAGGCCGCGAACGACCAUAACCGCCAAACAGCUUGAGACCCUGAAAAAUGCUUACAACAACUCUCCCAAACCAGCACGUCAUGUUCGAGAACAAUUAUCUUCAGAGACUGGUCUUGAUAUGAGAGUUGUGCAGGUGUGGUUUCAGAACAGACGGGCAAAGGAGAAGAGGCUGAAGAAAGAUGCCGGGAGGCAGAGGUGGGGUCAGUACUUCCGUAACAUGAAGAGGUCCCGGGGAAGCUCCAAAUCAGACAAGGACAGUAUCCAGGAAGAGGGCAUAGAUAGUGAUGCAGAGGUCUCCUUUACAGAUGAGCCACCCAUGUCAGAGCUGGGCCACUCCAACGGCAUCUAUAGUGGCCUGAGUGAAUCAUCUCCACUUAUGGGGGGCCGCCAGGGAAGCAACCACAGCUCCUUCCCCCUGGAGCAUGGAGUCCUUCCCUCCCAGGACCAGUUCCACGACAUCCGCUCCAGCAGCCCCUACGGACUCCCACAAUCCCCAGGCUCGCUUCAGGUCCUUCCCAGGCACCAGCCAUUCGUCUCCAGUCUUGUCUAUCCUGACUCCAGCCUUUCUAUCAUGACCCAGGGUGUGGCAUCAGGGAUGAACACGGGCAUGAGGGUUAUGGGUGGUGCCAACGGCCCAAGUUCGGACCUGUCCACUGGCAGCAGUGGUGGCUACCCAGACUUCCCAUCAAGUCCUGCCUCCUGGUUGGACGAAGUUGACCACGGUCAGUUUUGA